CUUGGCUCCAACACGGUAAUGUUGAAGCGGAAAAGACCUCUUUCCACCAUCAUCUGCUUUGUUGGAGUGAUAACUUCCAUUAAAAUCCCUCUUCGUGAGAAGGACUCUGUGUUUGGCUAUGUAGUCAAUGAACUUUGUCGAUAUCCUGACCGUUUGAUGCCUUAUGUUAUGGUUCGUUUGGGACAGGAAGGCACAACGAUACUCAUUCCCAUGAGAAUCGAGGUUGCGGAGCACUCAACGUCACGAUAUACGGUGACUAUUUCCGUUGAAGAGCUUGAAGGACGACGUAAUCUGUUUAGGAGCUUACUAGUUUGUGGCACCUUUGAACUUUCUUUCGACUUGUUGUCAGGCUUGUCAAAGCUUGUGUCGCUAUCUUUCUAUUGUCUUGUAUUAAAUGUAUUCAGUAGGAUCGCACAUUUACUGUUGGAUGUUGCUUUUAUCUUUGUAAUCGGCUAAGGUUUAUGAAUGAAAUAUGUUGUGUUAAAAAAAUAAAAGAUAUUGUUGUUUACUAAUGCUCACCAUUUGAAACAAUCUGGGCUAUACAUUUUCUUUAAAUAAAUGUAUAUAUAUAUAUAUAUAAUUAUUUUAUUUACACGCGUCCUCCUCUGAUACUAUGUUUCAUAAUGAACACCUAUAACUUAUGAUUUUUUUCUUAAAUUAGCAUCACACUCUCAAUAUCUCUAUCUAGAUUUGUUUAUAUGUAUUAUUUGACUCAUUUAAUCAUUAUCUUCUUAAAUCUCCAUUUUUCAUAUACAUCCAAUAAUUAAAACUUAAGAGUAAAAGAACCUUGGUUUUUUACUAAGCUUAGCCUAAUGUUCUGAUGUGAGGAUAGAUCUUCAGAUUUUACUAAUACAUCAUUUUUAACACGUUGCCGAUAAUCUCACUUUCUUAGACCCAAACUUAUCUUUCCUUUUCUUCAGUUUCCAGUUCUCAAGAGCCUAUAUAAAAAGACACCCUCACAACACCAAAAUAAUCAUACCAACAACAAGAAAACUAAUUAGUAGCUCUUAUGAAAAAUGGAUUACUCUAGUGUUCUUGCUGAACGAGGCAAUGAAGUGAACCAAGAGAAGCCUCCACCGCGAGUGUGUCCAAGGUGCAACUCAACCAACACCAAGUUUUGUUACUACAACAACCAUAGUAUGUCUCAACCACGCUACAAGUGCAAGGAAUGUCGCCGAAACUGGACUCAUGGUGGAGUGCUAAGGAACAUACCGAUUGGUGGAAGUGGCCGUAAAAAGAAGAGUACAACGAUAGAUCAACCUUUUGUUUCUCAGGCAGUUUCAGCUGAGAUCCAACAAGUUAGUCGUCGUCGCCAACCUUUCUUACAUGCUCAAGAAACCAACCAGUUUGUUGAAUCUUUUGGUGGUUCUUCUUAUGGCUUUGAUGUUGAUAACCAUGUCGGUUCUUUUCCUGAAAUUCGCGGCGAUGGGGUGCUUCCAUUUCAAAGUUUUCCACCAAUGGAUCGCUCUUAUUUCCAUGAUGGAUUGUUUCAACAAGAUUACUACAGCGUUGAGUCCAAUGAUUUGAUUGGUAAUCAUUUGAAUAACCAAUCAAUUGGUAAUCAUUUGAUUAACACAUCAAUUGGUAGUUAUAAUGUUGUGAGCUCUAAUCAUAACAGUUACGUUAAACAAAAGCAUCAAGACAAGUGGAACCAGAGUUUAAACAAUACUAUGAACAUGAAUCAUAAUGCCAGUACCAGUGGAAGCAGAGAAUGGUGGGACACUGAUCACAUGAACAAGUACAAAGGCAACAUCAAAAACAACUGUGUGUAUGAGUCCUCUUACCAUUUGGAGAAGCAUGGUCCUUGAAUCUUAGCCUUAUUAUCCAUUUUCCUUUUCUGUUUUUAUUUUUAAGUGAUGAAAGCUUCUACCGUUGUUUCCCAAAAUUCAGACAUAAGUUGCUUAUCGGAUUUUUUCCCCUAUCUUUAAUUAUAUGAAUAUCUCUGUGGAUCAGUCCGUUAAUUAUUUUUCCUACUGCCAAUGCACUUUUCUGGUUAUAAGUAGGAUCUUGAGCCAAAUUAUAUACUAGUUCUUUAUAUUUUUAGCUAACAUGUACAACAAAUUACGUCCAAGAUAAACCCCACAAAUGCAAUAAUCUCGAUACAACAUAAGUUUUUUCGUUGAUAAAUGAUUUGUACACCGCAAGUUAAGCUCAUGAACAUGAAUCAUAACGCCAGCACCAGUGGAAGUAGAGUAUCUUUGGAGACUGAUCACAUGAACAAGAACAAUGGCAACAUCAAAAACAACUGUAUCUGCGUCUUUUUACCAUUUGGAGAAGCAUGGUCCUUAAAUCUUAGCCGUAUUACCCAUGUUCCUUUUAUGUUUUUGUGCGUUUUGAAGUGAUGAAAGAUUCCGUCGUUGUUUCCCAAAAAUUUAGACAUAAGUUGCUUGUCUGUUUUUUUCCCCAUAUGUAUAAGAAUAUGAAUAUGAUAAGUCCGUUAAUUAUGCUGGAAUAUUCAUUUUUUUUCUGGUUAUAACUUCUAAGUAGGAUCUUGAGCCAAACCAUAAAUCUAGUUCUUUAGAUUUUUAUCUAACAUGGAAAAUAGAUUACGUCCAAGAUAAACCAACAAGUGCAAUAAUCUCGAUACAACAUUUUUUUUUUUAUAAAUGAUUAGUACAACAACACAAGUUACAACUCAUGCAUGCAACUUGAUAUUUUUUUUUGAAAAUUUGGAUACUCGUAGAACUUGUAGUUUUUGUGUUUUGACGACUUAAUGCAUUCACUGAGAUUAUACUUAAAAACUAGAGAGUAUCAAACAUCCCGACCAUAACACACCAGCGACAAAACUAUUAACGCAUGGAUGCAGCCUGUGAGUACACACACUCUGAAAUUUAGCCUAUGGGAGACAGAACUAUUACACUGCACAUUACCAAUCUCCUAAUCAGAUGAUAUGCCUGUGGAGUAAUUUGGUGAAAGGAUGAGCAAAACAAUUGGCACUAGUCCGGAGAUUACAGACUUGACAAUCCUGAAACCUCCUUUUAUAGUUAUGCUCUGCUUUGGUGCUAAUUGUUUGUACACACUUGCACAAUCAGGAUCGGGAUAAUACUCUAUAGUUGUACCUUGGUGUCGAUUGAUAAUAUUAGGAAGUUAAUCUCAGAAAGAGUCAAAGAGAUCUAAUCAUCUAAGAAACUUUUUUUUUUGAAACACAACUUUCAUUUAACUCAAACUUGAAGACUACAAUGACAAGAGGGAAUUAAACAUUCUCUUAAAAACAAACCAUAAACUACAACAGCAAAAGCAAUUAAACAUAAUAAGUCUUCAUAUGAAGUUGACAGCAAAUUCGAGACAUGGCUUGAAUGCGUCGAUAAAGCAUUUCCAGAAAAGUCGGAUCGCUGAGAUUUAGUCACAAGUGACGUUGAGAGACAACCCUCACCAACAAGAAAAACCGAAGUAAUCUUGAUUGCACCUUCUGGCCCCGUACAGACCGCUACGCAAGGAAACAAACCGGUGAGUAAGCUGAAACAAUAACUCGGAAAAGGAUCAGAAAGAACAUAUCUGUUCAUAGAAUGGAGGCAUGAUUGUAAGAUUCUGUCCUCGGCCAAGGAGGAUGAUGAAAACGAUAACAGAUCCGGUGAGUCCACCGAAAACUGCUUCCUAACUGAGUGAUAUUGCAAUAAGCUCAGAAUAAAGACUUCAAUGAAUCCAUCGAAGCUCUUUAAAUUAACCAGAGAAACCAAAACCGAAAUU
Messenger RNA from Brassica rapa (field mustard), 3687 nucleotides. RefSeq names its product dof zinc finger protein DOF4.4. Lineage: Eukaryota; Viridiplantae; Streptophyta; Magnoliopsida; Brassicales; Brassicaceae. Gene Ontology annotation, biological process: regulation of DNA-templated transcription. Gene Ontology annotation, molecular function: DNA binding; DNA-binding transcription factor activity. The record is from RefSeq and is a predicted model, not a curated record.